Molecule: messenger RNA, 5113 nt
Organism: Uranotaenia lowii
Lineage: Eukaryota; Metazoa; Arthropoda; Insecta; Diptera; Culicidae
Gene: bbc
Product: cholinephosphotransferase 1
Exons: 8
Coding region: 621-2213 (530 amino acids)
Biological process (GO): phosphatidylethanolamine biosynthetic process
Cellular component (GO): Golgi apparatus; endoplasmic reticulum membrane
Molecular function (GO): ethanolaminephosphotransferase activity; diacylglycerol cholinephosphotransferase activity
Source: RefSeq, a predicted model, not a curated record
CUGAUUUUUCUUCACUCGCCUGGUGGUGGCAUGUCAAAAGCUGCUUUAACGUCGCGGUGAUUGCGUUGCUCUAGUAAAGUUUUUCGGAAUUUUGUGCCUCGUCGCUUGAUCCGGAGUAGAAAAUCCUUUGAUUCAUUGCGGAAACCGGAGAUCGAGAGUUCCGGAAGUGCUUUGUGAAAGAAUUUGGCGGAAGCCAUCAAGGUCUGGUGAGAAUUGGCCCCUCGAAGGGUGUUGUUUCUUGUUCGAGAGUGUUCCGGAAAAGGCCCCUGGUUCAUUUUUUCGUUUCUUUCUUUUGUUGGUGGUUGGCUUUCGCGUUUCCUUUUCGGUCGGUUUGUCCGAGUGUGAAUCACGUAAAGGUGAAAUUUUUUACCCUCAACCAUCAUCGGCUGUUGUUAGCCAGGCAUCGCAGAAUUAAUAUUGUCGGGAAAAAGCCAAUAAUUACUUAAUAGUAGCGGUGGCAUGGAACAAGUUAUUUCUGUCGGUUUGUGAUUGAAUGAGAGCGAAAUUAUCUCGAAGCAAGUGAGGCAUUUCCGACUUCGGAACGGAUCGCAACAAAAGAGUAGUGUUUUUGCGCUAAAGGGGGUUUAUCUGUUCUCGGUGCUAAUCGCGGAGCCACCAAGAUGACCUAUUUCUACAAGAACAAGCUGCUGCAGCAAUCGCAGCUCAAGAAGCUCGGCGAUCACAAGUACAACUGCGUCAACGUUAGCCUGCUGGAUCCCUUCCUGCAGCCCUGGUGGUGCUGGCUCGUGUCCAAAGUACCCCUCUGGCUGGCACCGAAUCUGAUCACGAUCGUCGGCCUGAUCGUCAACAUUCUUACCACACUCAUCCUAGUUUAUUUUAGUCCAAACGGCCGGGAGGAACCUCCGCGGUGGGCCAGCGCCCUGUGCGCCUUCGGCCUGUUUGUCUACCAGAGCCUGGAUGCCAUCGAUGGCAAACAGGCGCGGCGAACCAAUUCCUCCAGCCCCCUGGGUGAACUGUUCGACCAUGGCUGUGAUUCGAUAUCCACGGUGUUUGUGGCCCUAUCGGCGUGCAUAUCGGUCCAGCUUGGGUUCUACCCCCGGUGGAUGUUCUUCCAGUGUUUCUGUGCGAUGACCCUGUUCUACUGUGCCCACUGGCAGACCUACGUGUCCGGAACGUUGCGGUUUGGCCGGAUCGAUGUGACCGAGGCUCAGUGUACGAUUAUCGGAAUCCAUAUGAUUUCGGCCAUCUUCGGGCCCGGUAUUUGGAUGACGAAAAUAGUUGGAAAUUUUGAACUAUGGAACACCAUGACGGUGAUGACGGUUGUCUGCGGAAGCUGGGCCCUACUGCAGUUUUUCGCAGUGAUUCAGGCUGGCGGAGUUGGCAAGAAUGGAUCCACCGUGGCCAUUCCGGUACUCGGGUGGACCUGGAAUCAUAGCGUUAACGUUUUCUUCGGCCUCGGAUUUCUGCAAGUCUUCGUAACGUUUUGUCGAACAUUCCGCGAAGGGGGCGUCGGUAAAAACGGCUCAACCGUAGCUCUUCCAAUAAUGGGUGGCAUCGACAUUAAGAUAGUGCCACUUUAUUUUGCCGUUUUUGUGUUUGGGCUGCUAGCGUACGGGAAUGCGUCCGUGAUCUUCACGGGGGGCGUGGGCAAGAAUGGAUCAACCGUUGCCGGAACCAGCGUCCUGUCGCCCAUCAUUCCGUUCCUGUUCGUGGUGGUGCCGGCGUACGUCAUCUCGCAGAAAUCCACCGAGCAGAUCUACGAAAACUACCCGGCCCUGUACAUCAUGGCGUUCGGCAUGAUCACGGCCAAGGUGACCAACCGACUGGUGGUCGCCCACAUGACCAAGAGCGAGAUGGAGUACCUGGACUGGGGCCUGAUCGGACCGCUCUGUCUCUUCCUGAACCAAUACUUCAACAACUUCCUGUCCGAGUACUGGGUGCUGUGGUUCGCGAUGCUCUGGUGCAGCAUCGACAUGGUUCGGUACUGUGGCCAAGUGUGUCUGGAGAUCUGUGCCUACCUUCGGAUCGAGCUGUUCCGCAUCCCGUACCCGCCGAAACCGCUCAUGACAUCACAAGGUACGAAUCCUCCCACCCACCACCAUCAGCACCAGCAUCACCAUCAUCACGAGGGUCGAAACGGUACCAGUAAUAGUAACAGUGGUACCGGAAGUAGUCAGCAACAGCAACAACAGCAACAGGCUAGGAAGCAUCAGACCCGCGCUAGUAGUAGAAAGCAUAAUUUGCACCAAUAAUUGUCGUCUACGAGGUUGUUGCUCUCGUUGCCGCCUCGUUUCGUUUUUUCGUUUUGCCACCAGCGCAAAAAUCACAUUCGUUUGCUUAAUUGAAUAUCUCUUUACGUUCUUGUUUUAUAAAGAAGAUAAGAUAUUGUUUUCUUUCGUUUAUUUUCCAUUCGAGAAAAAAUGGGACGUUGUUUUCUCACGCAAACAUCAUUGAUAUUAAUUAUAUUUUCGAAGCAAAAGGCCAAAGAAGGAAGGAGAACCUAAAUCGGAUCGGAGCGUGUUUUGUUAAGUUUCGCCAAGAACAGAAACGAAAAAACAUAAGGCAGCGAGAAUAUUUUAUAAGUAGACUAAUCAAGAGGUUAGAAGAGAGAUUAAUGAUCCGUGAAAAAUGUGAAGCUUCGUGUAAAGUAUCAGUAUGACAGUGACUGUUGGUUAUUAAGUGUGGGUCUGCAGCUGCUAGUCAGCGCAAUUCACCAUUAUUAUUCAUAGUAAACAGCUUAGGAAUAUUUGUUAAAAAAGGACAAAAGUAGCUUCGAUAGAAAACUAACAACGGUAAUGGAAGUCCUAAGUAGGUUACUAGCGACUCAAGAUAGAGCAAACCAAAAAAAAAGUAAUCCAUCUAAAUUAGCAACGGUUAACGCGUGUCUGCGUGUCACAGGUCAACACUAAACUAUAACAUCCACCUUGUUGUGCUAAACCUUUAACAUUAGAAAUCCGAGAAAGCGUUUCCAAUUGUUUAAUCAUCGCCAAACGUUGUGAAAAGUUGGAUGUCAUUGAUCCACAGUUCUAUUUAGUUGAAAAUUAAUUUAUUGAAAAAAUAAAACCUGAAAAUAUUAAUGUUUGCUUUCAAGCGUCUUGUGACUAAUGUUGAACUCAGUGUUUAAUUUUAUUUAUUUCAUCAACUUAAAAUUAGCUGUUUCAGAUUGUUACGUCAGUAAUUUUUUCUGUUAUCAAUGUUUUAACACUUUUGAGAGGAAAUGCAGCUUAAAUUAAAGUCAGGAUAGAAUCCGCUAAUUCAGAAUCUGUUAUCUACAUUCUAGGGUCACAAAUUUGGAACCAAGAAUCUAAUAGAAGCUAGUCCAGAAUUUUAAUUUUAGGUUGUAGAUUCAAGAUUUUCGAUCCUUAAUGGAGGAUUCUAGAUUCCAGAUCUUAGAUUAUAGAAUUCGUAGUUUGGAUUCUAGAGACUAUAAUCGUGAUUCUAGAUUCAAGACUAGAAUCUAGAAGCCAGGUUUUAGAAGAAUCAAAUGUCUAAAUUCUAGAGGUUGAUUUCUCGAUUUUCGAUGCAGGAUUCCGGAAUUUGAAAUCUUAUUUAAAAUCGAAACUCAAUUUUAUUUUACCUAUGUCUUUUAAUGUAUUUGCAUUCUAGAAUCUGGAUUCAUUGCAGAUUCUGGUUCCAAGUUUCCUAGAAUCCAAGGUUCUGAAUUUCCAAUUCUUCAAGAGUUUAGAUUUGCAGAAUCUCGUGUUUGGAACGAAGUUCUUCGGAAUCCUUAUUUUGAUUUCUUGAUUUAAGACACAAGGUAGAUUUUGUCUCGACUCCAAAUUCUUUAUUUCAGACUAUAGAUUUCAAAUUAAAAAUUCAAGAUUCAGCAGCCUAGAAUCCACAAUAAAAAAAAAACUAUCAUAAAAGAAAGGAGGAUCAUAAAAAGUCUCUAAAUGCUGACUAUUCCAUUCAGGAGUUCAAGUUAUAGACUCUAGCUUGCUGAAAUUUAGAUUAUGGAUUAUCUGUUUUAAGAUUCUAUUUUCAGAGGAUUUUAAGCUUUGAAUCAAAACUCUUAAUUCUUGAUUCGUGAUUCUAAAAUUGGAACUCUGUAGUUUAGAUUAAUAAUUCUCAAGUUGAGAAUCUGAAUUGAAAAUUUCAACUUAAAUUUUAAGAAUGAAUUCAAAUUUAAAAUUUUACGAUUUAAUAACUGAAAUUGAAAUAUUUGUAGUUUAUUUAAAAUAAUACAACUUUUUCGGAAUAAAGUUUGGUAAAAAAAUUAUUUUUGAGGCUCUUUCAGAAGUUUUCUAAAAUUCUAGCUUUUAAAAGUUUAGCAUUCCUUUUCAAUUGAACAUAAAACUCAAAUGUAUAAAAUUAUGAUCUAAAUACCAUCGAAUUAUUUCCAAGAAUUAAAAAGAAAGAUAUUAUUUUUUUUUAUAAUUAUCUCAAUUUUUUUUUUGUAAAAUUGAGGUAAUUUAAAUGCCAACUUUUCAGAUUUUUUUAUUUACUGACGAUGCAACAUCAUUUGAAUUGAAAAUUCUACUUUCAGCUCUACCACAGAGCAUGAAUCCACGACACUCUGAGGGUUGAUGGAUUUUUAAAUUGUGUAAUAUAUCUAAAAAAAUUCUAAAAACCCCGUUUUCAAUUGAGCAAAUUUCUACAAAUUGUGUGAAACACGCCCUACUCAUCCUAAACUUAUAUUUAUUCAUAAAGAAACUAAAGACGAAUAAUCACAACCAGCAGCUAGAUAGUACCGGAAAACAGAACUUUAAUUGAUAAAGUUUUAUUUAUCGACAUCGUACGAAUGUUUGGAAUUAAUUUGAAAUCUGUAUUGGAUUGUGUUUGUUGAAUUCCACAAUUCACGUCAGAAAAUUGGGCUAAAAUUAAUUUAUUUAUAUUUUUGUAAAUUUUUCGUUCUUCCCUUUAACUUAAUUGUUGAAAGCAAUUAAAAAAAACUAAACAAUUUCCAACCAUAAAAUGAGCAACAUUAAAAAUGUGAGAUUUUUCUACAUUGGCCAAAUACUAGCAAAAUUAAAAAAAAAAAAACUCACAGUAUAAACGAACCGUUUUAACACAAUUUUGUACUUACAGUUACGAAUUGAAGACAAAGCAAACGAAAAAAAGAAGUAAAAAAAACUGUACAUUAAGAAAGUAAAAUCCAAUUUUGGAGUUUCGAAGAAAAUAGAGAGUGAUGUAAAAAAGACAACAAACAAAA